ACAUCAGACAGUGGAUACCAAGCGCUGCAUUGAAAAUUUUACACCUCCUCUUAUCAAAACAUACGUGCUCCUGUUCUCUUCCUUUAUAUUGAAAACCCUAGUUUCCAUGUCUAACUACUACUGAACCAUCUCCGCUUUAUCAGAUACACUUCCUAAUACAUCUUUCUUCGGCUGUCUAGAAACAUGGGAAAGGUCAAGAUCGGAAUCAACGGUUUUGGAAGGAUCGGAAGGUUGGUGGCUAGAGUUAUCUUGCAGAGGGAUGAUGUUGAGCUCGUUGCUGUUAACGAUCCAUUCAUCAGUACUGAUUACAUGACAUAUAUGUUCAAGUAUGACACUGUUCACGGUCAAUGGAAGCAUCAUGAACUGAAGGUGAAGGAUGACAAGACUCUUCUCUUUGGUGAGAAGCCCGUUGCUGUAUUCGGUAUUAGGAACCCCGAAGAGAUCCCUUGGGGUGAGACUGGAGCCGAGUACAUUGUGGAGUCAACUGGAGUCUUUACUGACAAGGACAAAGCUGCUGCCCAUUUGAAGGGUGGCGCUAAGAAAGUCAUCAUCUCAGCUCCUAGCAAGGAUGCUCCUAUGUUUGUUGUGGGUGUAAAUGAGCAUGAAUACAAGCCAGAGCUUGACAUUGUGUCCAAUGCUAGCUGCACCACCAACUGCCUUGCUCCCCUAGCAAAGGUUAUUCAUGACAACUUUGGCAUCGUUGAGGGUUUGAUGACCACUGUUCACUCCAUCACAGCCACACAAAAAACUGUUGAUGGACCAUCAAUGAAAGAUUGGAGAGGUGGCAGGGCUGCUUCAUUCAACAUUAUCCCUAGCAGUACGGGGGCUGCAAAGGCUGUGGGAAAGGUGUUGCCUUCUCUGAAUGGAAAAUUGACUGGAAUGGCUUUCCGUGUGCCCACUGUCGAUGUCUCAGUGGUUGAUCUCACUGUGAGACUGGAGAAGGAAGCUUCUUACGAUGAAAUUAAAGCCGCUAUGAAGGAGGCUUCUGAGGGAAAACUAAAGGGUAUUGUGGGAUACACUGAAGAUGAUGUGGUUUCCACUGACUUCAUUGGUGACAACAGGUCAAGUAUCUUUGAUGCCAAGGCUGGUAUUGCUCUGAACAAGAAGUUUGUGAAGCUUGUCGCAUGGUACGACAACGAGUGGGGCUACAGCACACGAGUUGUUGAUCUGAUUGUUCACAUGUCGAAGACCCACUAAGUAGCGUGUCCAUCAUAUAUGCCUGUUGUUGUUUGCGUCUUAUUUUGAGACUGCUGAGUUGAAAUAAAUGUGUUUUUGAAAACGAUAUGAAGAGUUGGACCUGCUUCUUCUGUUGGGCAGGUUUAUCUGUGGUUGUUUUGUUCAGUUAAGUAGUUAUUCCGAGUCUCCCAUCACCUGUUCGCGAGAAAGCUUGUAUUGAAAACUUGGGGAUUGGCUUAGAUAUAUUUUUGUUCGGUUGGAAUUAAAUACCAGUUGUCUGUCUGUCUGUCCUCUAUUACCUUUCCCCUAUUUGGUAAUAGAGAAAGUGGACUGAAAAAUGCCUUGCCUAAAUGCAUUUCCUCUUAAAGCACGAA
Mangifera indica (mango) is the source of this 1550-nucleotide messenger RNA. Its product is annotated as glyceraldehyde-3-phosphate dehydrogenase GAPC2, cytosolic. Gene Ontology annotation, biological process: glucose metabolic process. Lineage: Eukaryota; Viridiplantae; Streptophyta; Magnoliopsida; Sapindales; Anacardiaceae. Bases 184 to 1197 code for a protein of 337 amino acids. Gene Ontology annotation, molecular function: NADP binding; oxidoreductase activity, acting on the aldehyde or oxo group of donors, NAD or NADP as acceptor; NAD binding. The transcript has 12 exons. The record is from RefSeq and is a predicted model, not a curated record.